ACUUAGAUGGGAGUUGAAAUCCCUCAAGCUGUACGAAUUGGUCUUGCGAGAUUUGAAAGGAAUGAAAAAGCGCUUAUUCGACUCCUAUCAGUGUUUUCCCCGCAAUCGACAAAUGCGCCUUCGUUUAUGAUCACAAUUUACAACAUUUUUUGUUUUAAGCUGUGUUCCGUAAACCAUGCUUGCAUCACCCCACUUCCAGGCCUCAUUUGCCCUUUGCUACUUCCUUCUUGGUCGAUUUAGUUUGGGCGCCACAUUGGAGUUUGACAAGUUUCGUGUCCUCCCAAGCAAGUAUGGAGAUCAGAACCUCGUCUUCCUAAGAAAAGCAACAUCGAAUGCUCCAGAUGUAAAUCAUGAUUUCAUAAGUGGCCUGAACUUGGAACAAAACCCAGCCUGGCUGCUUGCCGAGUUGUCCAGGUCAAUGUCCAUGGAGAUAUCUUCAAAUCCUACCGACGUCAACGAGGGAGGUGUAAAUACUUCCCCAACAAAUUUACCAGACUCAGGCCAAUCACAGUCAACUGUAUCAACCUCACCAACGUCCGCACCGUCCAUAUCUAUCUUUCCGUCCGUUUCGGCUGAACCGUCGUCUACUCCUUCUAUCUCUCAAGCGCCAUCGCUCUCAGUAGGUCCAUCAGUCGCGCCGUCCAUGACUAUCUUACCAUCCGUUUCGAGGGAACCGAGUUCUUCCUCAUCGAACUCUCUAGCACCAUUACUCUCAGCAGGUCCAUCCGUCGCGCCGUCCAUGUCUAUCAUGCCGUCCGAUUCGAUGGAACCGAGUUCUUCUCCUUCGAUCUCUCAACUGCCAUCGCUCUCAGCAGGUCCAUCGGCCGCGCCUUCCAUGUCUAUGUCACCAUCCGUUUCGAUGGAACCGAGUUUUACUCCUUCCACAUCUAAAGCGCCAUCGCUCUCAGCUAUUCCAUCGGAUACUCCGUCUCUAUCCUCGCUACCAUCCGAUACCCCGUCCAAUAUUCCAUCCAGAGAGCCCUCUGGGCAGCCGUCGCCGUCUCUCUUUCAAAACGAUGCAAUAUUUACAUGCACUGACGCUGGUGUGAACAUUGCCCAGCUUCCAGUUGCCGAACUUACCGGAAUCGAUAUUCGAGUUGGAUAUGUCGUGGAAUCCUUGUCGGAUUUUGUGGAUUUUGAAGUUGCCUUAGAACGCAAUAUCCUAGCUGCGGCAACUGUGGGGGUAUUAGACUGCAUUGAUGGAGGUCCAGUCUUUGGGGUUGGUGGAGAGGUACCUUCAGUGGAGAUGAGUACCAUUGAGACACCUGGAGUGGCCUGUAUUCCAGAAUUUUCCAGUUGUACAACUUACCAAACAACAUUUCAAAUCGUAGUGGACAAGAGUGUAGACCCCGAUCUUGCUGCGUUCUUGGCAUAUGUCCGAUUGCAGGAGAAUAUGGAUGGAGGAAGCUUUACAAGAGAUAUUCUGAUGCUGGAUCGUAUCGAAUAUGCAAGUCCACUACCACUGCUCCCCCCAAUUACAGCCCCAAUUUCCACUCAGCCACCGGCUUCAGGAACACGAGAAGGUUCUCUCACUGUUUCACCGUGGACAAUUGGUGCAGUCUUGGCCAUGUGUAUGGGAGGCACUGUGGCCCUCUGGGCUUGGGCUCGCAAUCGGCAAACUCGAAAUCGUAGGCAUAUGCAGCUCCUUGAAGACAUGUCGGUAGCAGUUGGUGAAUCGCUUGGUUUCAACAACGGCCCGGGAGUGCUGUCAGCUGUAGCCAAGGUAGCGGUUGUAGUGGGCGCUGGGCUUGCGCUUUCCAAUGUUUUGGUUACAGUAGGACUGUUGGUGGCUACCGCAGCUAUUGGCGAGUCACUUGGCUUCACAGCUGACACUGGCGGUUUGCUUGUCGGUACUAAGGUAGUUGAAACUGUUGGAGACGCCGUCAUCGCAAGAGUGGGCGUACGCAAACCAGGUAUUCUUAUGGUAGGCCUUCUGCCGCGAGGACUACUAGGUAUCAUGGACGGUAAAGACGUGGGAAGUAAAGUAGGUCUUGAGCUUGGCUGCGAAGACACCGUCGGAGAUGCGCUUGGUAUCGAUGUAGGAAACUCGCUUGGGUGUUCACUGGGAAAUUUACUUGGAACAGCGGAUGGCACAAGGCUGGGUAAAGAACUCGGAGUUUGGGUUGGUUCUAUGCUGGGAACUGGACUUGGGAAAUUACUAGGAGAAUCGCUCGGAAAGUGGCUUGGCUCCAUGGAGACGGAAGGCAAGAACGAAGGAGUACCGGAUGGAGCAACACUUGGUUUAGCAGACGGCUCAGAGGAUGGAUCGGACGAAGGCAUCAUCGAAAUGGAGGGCGACGAGGAUGGUUGCGCUGAAGGCUGCACAGAAACAGUCGGAUCACUUGAUGGCACGGAGGACGGUGUAGAGGAUGGCAUCGUCGAGACACUCGGACUGCUCGAAGGAACCGACGAAGGAGAAAAGCUAAUCGAGGGAACUGAAGAGGGAGUACCAGAAGGAUACAUAGAGGGACUAGCGGACGGAACACGAGACGGGGACAUUGAUGAGCUUGGGAAAGCAGACGGCUCCUUGCUUGGAGAUGAGGUUGGAACGCUACUCGGAGCACCAGUCGGCAAAAAAGUAGGAGCCGUGCUAGGCUGGCGACUUGGCGAAGAACUCGGGUUUGAACUAACAACCAACGUAGGUGCGGAAGUUGGCUCAAAACUUGGGGUGGCGGAUAGAUUGGAAGCGACAACACCGGAUGGCGACGCAGUCGGCAGUCUAGAUGGAGGAAUCGAAGGUUUGCCGCUUACAGGCGAGUCGGAAGGCUCAGUGGUGGAAAUGUCAUCAGGAAUCUCUGUUGGACGAAAGGUUGUAGCAGAAGCUAGAUUUGAGGUCGAAUCAUAUGCGGUAAAUCCAACUGCCGGUGGGUCAGUGGUAGCGCUCGACGUCAAAAGAGUUGUUGGAACACUCGUGUUUGGCAUUCUUGUUGGAGUUUCUGUUGGCACCGGCGGUGUUCUUCCCAGAAGCGUCAUUCGAUCACUUCCUUCGACAAACGCUGUUGCAAGGGCUAGAAGCCCGAUAGCGAGUGGAUAAACAACCCUCAUAAAUUGGUGUCUGUAAAUCAAGCUCAAAAAUUUACACUGUGCUUUUUUAUGUCGAUGGGAUUGAUCUUUGACAAAGAU
Molecule: messenger RNA, 3123 nt
Organism: Phaeodactylum tricornutum CCAP 1055/1
Lineage: Eukaryota; Bacillariophyta; Bacillariophyceae; Surirellales; Neidiaceae
Exons: 6
Coding region: 176-3034 (952 amino acids)
Source: RefSeq, a predicted model, not a curated record